AUGGAAUCGGCCGAAAAAGAUCGGGGCGAGUUCAGCGCCAUCAGUUUGAACGAUACCGCGGUGUCAGUGACGACUGUCGAGGAUAUAUUCCGCUAUGACAUUUCUGUGACCGCUUUGCUGAUUAUUGCUUACGCCGUGAUUUUCGUCAUGGGUCUCAUCGGGAACGCGUUUGUGCUCGGAGUCGUGUUUCGGACGCCCCGGAUGAAAACCACCACUAACUAUCUGCUGGUGAACUUGGCCGUGGCCGAUAUUCUCGUGCUCCUCGUCUGUGUCCCGGCCAAUCUCGUAGGGAAUAUUUUGCUCCCUUGGAUUCUCGGGAGAGUGCUCUGUAAACUCGUCGCCUACCUUCAGAGCGUGACAGUGUGUGCCUCGAUAAACACUCUAGUGGCGAUUUCCGUAGACAGGUACCUGGCCAUCUGCUAUGAUCCCCUUCGUUGUCCACUAAGCCCGCAUCUUAUGAGACACAUUAUGGUGAUUUGGUCACUCGCUUUGUGCGUCAUGAGUCCUACACUCAUCUAUCAAGACAUCCAUUUUCAUAGCGAUCAUGACGUCGCCAUGUGUAUAGCUGUAUUCCCCAGUGAAUUGGCGGAACAAGCCUUCUUCAUAAGCGUGGUGCUAUCUUGUUACGCGAUUCCCCUAUUGCUCAUUGUAUUGUCGUAUAUGUGCAUUUUCAACACGGUGUGGAGGAGGUCAGCCAUCGGGGAAAACUCCUUGCCUCAACUCUCGCGGACUGUAGGUUCUGCUGUUUUGCAGGUUGACAAUCAACGUGCCUUGAUACAGAGGUCGAAGAUCAAAGUUGUCAGGAUGAUCUGUUUCGUGGUCGUGGUUUUUUUCGUCUCCUGGGCCCCUCUGUAUCUGCUGCAUGGUUACAUCACGCUGGUCGGAUACCCACACAAGGACAGCGCCCUGGGAGGAUUGGUUUUCAUGCUUUAUCCUGUCGCUCAAUGGCUCGGACUGGCGAAUAGCGCCGUCAAUCCGAUGGUUUACGCAUAUUUCAACAAAAAAUUCCGACAUGGUUUCGUCGCCAUACUCAAGAGUCGGAAAUGUUGUGGACGUUUACGGGACGACAUCGUGCUCGCAUCUCGCUCAAGAUCCAGCUCUUAUCCUCUCUCCACAUAUUUGACCAGGAAGUGUACCGUGGAUACGAACGAACAUACGCAGAGGAACAAUAUCGCGACAGACUGUCUAUGA
Messenger RNA from Galendromus occidentalis (western predatory mite), 1191 nucleotides. Its product is annotated as neuropeptide SIFamide receptor. Gene Ontology annotation, cellular component: plasma membrane. Gene Ontology annotation, biological process: G protein-coupled receptor signaling pathway. The record is from RefSeq and is a predicted model, not a curated record. Gene Ontology annotation, molecular function: neuropeptide Y receptor activity. The transcript is spliced from 7 exons. NCBI's taxonomy places the organism in Eukaryota, Metazoa, Arthropoda, Arachnida, Mesostigmata, Phytoseiidae. The coding region runs from base 1 to 1191 and encodes 396 amino acids.